CUCCAGGGCGUGGCUGCCGUCUUCUUGUUCGCCUUCGCCUCACUCUACACACAGAUUCCGGGUCUCUAUGGCACGGAGGGCAUCCUACCUGCACGGAGGACACUGCGGCCGCAGGGCAAGGGGCGCUGGCAGCAGCUCUGGGAGAUCCCGACACUGCUGUGGGAGGCGCCAUGCCUGGGACUGGACACAGCGCAGGGCCUGGAGCUGCUGAGCCUGCUGGGCACCUUGCUGGCCCUGGGUGCGCUGCUGCUGCGCCGGCUGCGCCACCCCCUCGUCUACCUGCUGCUCUGGGCCGCCUACCUGUCAGCCUACCAGGUGGGCCAGGUGUUUCUUUAUUUCCAGUGGGACUCCCUGCUGCUGGAGACUGGCUUCCUGGCCGUGCUGGUGGCCCCCCUGAGGCAGCCCCCCAAGGGCAGGCUGGCGGGGGCCUUGCCUCACGAAGACCUCCCCUUCUGGCUCGUGCGCUGGCUGCUGUUUCGCCUCAUGUUCGCCUCUGGUGUGGUCAAGCUGACCAGCCGUUGCCCCGCAUGGUGGGGGCUCACUGCCCUCACCUACCACUACGAGACGCAGUGCCUGCCCACACCUGCCUCCUGGUUUGCCCACCACCUUCCCGUCUGGCUGCACAAGCUCAGCGUGGUAGCCACCUUCCUCAUCGAGAUCGCCAUGCCACCUCUGUUCUUCGUGCCCGCUCGCCGCCUGCGCCUGGCUGCCUUCUACUCCCAGGUCUUGCUGCAAGUCCUGAUUAUCAUCACUGGCAACUACAACUUCUUCAACCUGCUCACCCUGGUGCUCACCACUGCCCUCCUGGAUGACAAGCACCUGGCUGCCGAGUCUGGCAACAGCCACCGCAAAAAUGCACCUGCCUCCUGGCCCAAAGCUCUGAUGGGCCUGCUGGCCUUGCUCCUGGAGCUGACUGUCCCCGGGCUGCUGGCCUAUGGCACGGUGCACUACUUCGGCCUGGAGGUGGACUGGGAGCAGCACACUGUCCGCUCCAGAACCACUUUCACCUUCCACCAGUUCUCCCAGUGGCUGAAGGUGGUGACCCCGCCCACCAUGUGGCUGGGGGUGGCCUCCCUCACCUGGGAACUGCUGAGGGCUCUCUGGAGGUGGACCCAGGUGUGGGGGUGGCUGCAGAAGUUUUGGGCUGCAGUCCAGCUGUUCAUUUUCGGCAUUGCCACAGCGGCCUUGUUCGUGAUUAGCCUGGUGCCAUACUCUUACAUGGAGCCCUCCACCCACGGGCACCUCUGGACCGGCGCCCACCGCCUGUUCGGUGCCGUGGAACACCUGCAGCUGGCCAGUUCCUAUGGCCUCUUCCGCCGAAUGAGCUGUCUGAGCGGGCGGCCGGAGGUGGUGCUGGAAGGCAGCUACGACGGGCACGACUGGACGGAGAUCGAGUUCAUGUACAAGCCGGGGAAUGUGAGCCGACCGCCCCCCGUCGUGACGCCCCACCAGCCGCGCCUGGAUUGGCAGAUGUGGUUUGCGGCCUUGGGCCCCCACACGCACAGCCCCUGGUUCACGAGCCUGGUGCUCUGCCUGCUGCAGGGCAAGGAGCCAGUGAUCCGCCUCAUCCAGAACGACAUGGCCAGGUACCCCUUCCACAAGCAGCCGCCCACCUAUGUGCGGGCCCAGCGCUACAAGUACUGGUUCUCACAGCCUGGGGAGCAGGGCCGGUGGUGGCGACGCCAGUGGGUUGAGGAAUUUUUCCCACCCGUGUCCCUGGGAGACCCCGUGCUGGACACGCUGCUCAGGCAAUUCGGCCUCCAGGACAAGAGCCCGCCCCGGGCACGCAGCGCCAGCAGCACCCUUGCCCGGGCUCUCCACUGGUUACGGAGACAGCUGUCGCCUCUGGAAGCCCCCACCUUGCUCUGGGGGCUCAUUCUCACAGUCGGGGCCAUUAGGGUCAUGCAGGCCCUGCUGGGGCCCCAACCUUCCUGGUGGUCUUCUCCAGCCAGAGAGGAGAGGCCAGCCCCCAAGGACUCAGCCCGUGACCGGGCUGCCCCAGCCCCCAACAGCCGCAGCAGCAGCUCCCAGACCUCCCGGCGGAGAAAGUAGCUGUGUCCUGUGAGCCGCAUGUCCCAAAGGGCUGCGGUCCCCGGCAUAUCUGGCCUUCUGGAGCAGGACAUGGCCUUAGCCAGCUGUCUUGGCAGACAUGGGUCAGGAUGAUGCCCUCGGGGAAAGGCUAUGGCUGCCAUGCUGUCUCGAGGGCCCACUUGUCCCCCGCGUCACCAUGUCCCUUCCCGGGCACCCUCUGCCUGGAUGACAGCCCAGGAGGCGGACGUGAGACCAGCUCAAAGUCCCUCACAGGAUGCUGCAGUCAGAGCUGUGGGAGUUUGGGAUCGAUGCUGCAACCCCAGCACCUGCGCAUGCGCAGGACGCGGACAGACAGAGGAGCCAUUUGGGGUCAGGAGCCAAUAAAGGCGGCUCUGUGCUUAAUGUGUGCCUGCUGUUUCCCUCUCACUGGGGGCCUGUGGACAGUGGGCCUCCCUGCCUCCGGCGGGGAACCAAGCCCAGAUGCUGACCAGCUGCCGCUGCCCUGGCUUCUGGGCAUCUGCUGUCCUGUCCUCAGAAUCCCCUCUAUACAUAAAAAGGGUGCUCAUUGAAUCAUCUCAGCAGCUUGUUGAAAAUCAGCUGACCACAUGCAGGGCUUAUUCCUACGGUUUCUAUUCUGUUCCAUGCGUCCAUGAGUGUGUCUGCAUGCUGGACCACUGGUUGAUUACUGUAACUUCCUAGUAAGUAGGAAGUUUGAGUCUUACAGUUUGAUUCUUUUUAAAGAUUGUUUUGGGUCCCUUGAGAUUCCAUACUAAUUUUAGAUUGUAUUUUCCUAUUUCUGUAAGACAAUCCAUUGGGAUUUUGAUAGGGUCACUUUGAAUCUAGAUGGCUCUGGUAGUAUUGUCAUUGUAGCGAUACUAAGUCUCUCAAUCCAUGAAUUUUAGUUUCUUCUCUUCAUUUAAGUCUAGCAGGUUUUAGCAAUAACUCCAAGUGUUCCGAUUGUAGGUUAUAAAUGCCUAAAAUGUUUUAACUACUUUACAAGUUUAAUGUUAACUAAUUUUUUAAAUGUUCAGUCAUCUGACCUAACAAUCUUUUCAAGCUUCGAGGGAAAAAAAAAUGAAUAAGCAAACAAACACAUUGAGCCAA
Messenger RNA from Pteropus alecto (black flying fox), 3135 nucleotides. RefSeq names its product lipase maturation factor 2 (gene LMF2). Gene Ontology annotation, biological process: protein maturation. The record is from RefSeq and is a predicted model, not a curated record. The transcript has 14 exons. Lineage: Eukaryota; Metazoa; Chordata; Mammalia; Chiroptera; Pteropodidae. Gene Ontology annotation, cellular component: endoplasmic reticulum membrane. The annotation marks the transcript as partial.